GCGAGGCCAGGGAUCGAACCCGCAACCUCAUGAACUAUGGCUAUUUUAAAAUACGCCUGGAAAGGCUUGAUAUUCUUUCCUUCAAAUGUGACGCAACCUCAAGAGCCUGAGCUAGACCUGCCGGCCACGCUUUUGCUAGAUUCCUGAUCCUCAGAAACAAUGGGAUAAUGACUCUUUGCUGCUUUCAGUCUGCUAAAUUGCGUGGUAAUUUGUUACACUUCAGUAGAUAACAUACUAGUUGCUUGGAUGACCAAUCUCUGCCCUCUAAGACCUCCCAGCCCAGGUCCGCAAAGCUCCCGGCUCCACUCCUCGCGGCGGAACCAGGCGACGCGGAUGUGUUUCCGGGGGAGCGAAUUCGGCGUCGGACCGGAAGUUCUCGGGCGGCAGCGGCAGAUGGCGGCUCCAGGACACCCUGCUCGGGAGACAUCGGCUGCGCCAGGUCCAGGGCACCCUACGUGCGGUGACGCCGCCUCCAGGGCCAAGAAACAAAAGAAGAGGAAGAAAGCCCGAGAUGGGACCUCUGUGGCGAGUGGAGGCGGGAAGGCCUUGGAAAAGCCGGUCCCAGAGGAAGCCCCCCUAAGCGCGGAGGCCCAGGCGGAGCAGCUGGCCCGCGAACUGGCCUGGUGCGUGGAGCAACUGGAGCUGGGGCUGAAGAUGCAGAGACCCAGCCCUAAGCAGAAAGAGCAAGCUCUUGGGGCAAUCCGAAUCCUGCGCAGCCAGAAAACCCCUUUGCCUCGGAAGAGGCAGCUGAUGCACUCCUUGUUUGGGGACUAUCGGGCUCUGAUGGAAGCCCAGCGGCGCGAGGCCCUGCGGGCUCUAAGGACUGAGGGCCCAGACCUCUGGUGUGGACUGGAUCCUGGGAUCUGCAUCGCAACCAACCCUAGGAGGCGGCCCCUGGGGAGCCUGAAACAAACUUGAGAGGUGAGGCCUCCCCAGUCGGGGUAACCAAGCCGCUGUCCCGGUGAAACCGCCAGUAGGGUGCAGCCUCCGGACCGGAAAGGGACUGCCCCCUAACAGCUUCGUUUCUGUGCAGCAGAACCGUCACCAAUGGGUACAUGGAGGAGGUCGCCCUCUGACGGCACCUCCAAGUCCAACACCAUUUCUGCAGCUGCACCUAGAAUUGGAAAAAAACAGGGUUGAGAAACCCUUGUCCAGUUUCACACAGUGCUUUGCCAAACCAAGGGCCCCUGUGAGAAGUUCAGGGUCAUUUCUAAUCUCUCUCCUGGUAUUGUGGGCUCAGCCUGAGCAUCCUCUGGUUUCUGCCUCUGCUGUGAGUAGCUGCUCCCCCUUCUGACAGUUCCCCUGAGUCAUCUGCUCCUCCCUCGCCUGGCUCCCUGCCCCUCUCUCCCUCCAGUCUACCAGUCCUCCCUGCUGCGCUCAGCCCUCCUGAUUCCCCACCUCCACCUCUUGGCAGGCCUCCCCCAGGCACGGGCCCGGUGCGCCCCGGAGCCGCCCUCAGUGCCAGCUCUCUGGACUCACGAGGCUGCUCCCGCUUCGAGAUGUUCCCGGUGCAGAGGGCAGACUGUCCACCCCGAGUGGCCCUUCUCGUCCUCGGAUCUGUUAUAACCAGAAGGGUCAACACAGGGGUUGAAGGGAGGCCCCAAGGGAAGUCCUUAAUUAAUUUUCCU
Molecule: messenger RNA, 1628 nt
Organism: Phacochoerus africanus (Common warthog)
Lineage: Eukaryota; Metazoa; Chordata; Mammalia; Artiodactyla; Suidae
Gene: C6H8orf33
Product: chromosome 6 C8orf33 homolog
Exons: 6
Coding region: 247-918 (223 amino acids)
Source: RefSeq, a predicted model, not a curated record